AUAUACGAUAAGCAAUGAAAGAAAUUAAAAUAUUAAGAACUGAUAUUGUCAUUUGUUUCCUGAUAGAAGCCAAUAACAAUAUGUUUCCAGCUAAUUUCAAAUUUUAAUGAGGAACUUAUCAAAUUCCAAAUAUCUUUGACAUUUGAACAAUCAAAUAUUAAAUGUUUACAAUUUUCUGUUUCAUUUGGACAUGAGUUGCAUUUACUGCUUAUAUCUUGGCAGCAUUUACUUAAGAAUAAAUUAUUGCUGAGCAAGUUGUUCAGAAGUUUAUAGUUGAACUCUGCAACCUUUUUAUCAAAAAUAUUUGCAAUUUUAUGUCUAUAUAUUUUUACCCAUGAUGAUUUACACUGAAUAUGAAAUUCUCUUUCAUAGAAUGACUGAUAAAUAGGUGUACGUGAUUUUUUAUUGCAUAAAAUUUUGUAAAAUGUUUUUGAAAUACCUUUGCUUAAGUUUAAUAGUUUGUUACCAUACUGAAAGCGAGGGAUUAUUGAAGAGUUUGUGAUAAAUGGAACAAUUGAAAGAUCAUAUUUGUUUAUAAAUUCUCUAAAGACUGAAUAUAAAAUCUUAUAUUGGCAAAUCCAAUUACUUUUGUAUUUUAAAUUAUCAAGAAACCAUUUAGCAGGUUUUAGACCACUUGAGUCACAUAUAUCUUUGACAUAGAGCAGAUUACUUUUAAUCCAAUCAGGGAAAUAUAGUGUCUUACCUUUAUAUGUGAAUAAUUUAUUAUUCCAUAUUGGUUGUUGUAAGAAUUCUGUAGCUGAUAAAUGCAUUUGUCUCUGUUUACAUUUAUUGUAACAUAUAAAAAUUUGUUGAUAGAAAAUUGGAAAGUUUUUGAUUAAGCCAUAAUUUUUCAAAUCUGUUUCAUUGGUAAUUAGAAUAUAUUUAAAGUAAAUAUUAUUUUUCAGACAUAAGGAUUCUACAUAUGACUUUAAUUUUCCCUUUGAAUUUAGUAAUUUUUCAACCCAAGAUGCUUUUAUUGACAUUAAUUUUGACUCAACGUCUAUCACACCAAUACCUCCUUCAUUAAUGCUACGUAUUAAAGUAUUUCGUUUUAUACGAUCUGUUUUAUUCCAUAGGAACUUAAAUAUAAGUCUAUUUAUUGUUUUUAUUUCUUCAUUGCAUGGUAAAGAGAGAACAGAGAUUCUAUAUAAAAUCUUAGAUAGAGCUAACGUGUUGAUCACGCAAGUUUUUCCAAAAAGAGUGAGGUUUCUUGUUUUCCAAGCCUCAAAAAGUUUUUCCAUGUCUUUUAUACAAUUCAAAAUAUUAUUUUUAUAACAAUAUAGAUUAUUGAGAUGGAUAUGAGAUAAUCUCAUUUAAUUGAGUGAAUAGCAUUAUACAAUAGGACUUAACUUGGUACAAGCUAACUUAUUUUAAGAAAGUCAGCAUCAGGAGGAGUUAACUAGUAUUGCAACUUCCUCUUCCUUUUUGCACCCCACUCAAGUGGAAGGAACAACAGCACGUUAAGCACUUUUUCACAAUCAAGGCCAAUCCAUGCCUCCAAAGAGAAAAAGAGAUGGGGGAAUGGUUUCUCCAGCCCGGGGCAGAGGACAAAAAAAGUCUCGCCACAACACUAGGCAGCAAAAGCCUGGAACUAAAGAAGUGAGAGAUAACCAACCCCCCUUCCAGCACCAGGAAUCUUCAGAGAGCGUGCCAGGGAGUGAGGCUGCACCAGAUUUGGGGGAGUUUGUGCCUGCCAACUUUGGCAAUAUUGGUUCAAGCACACCUGUAGGAGAUGCGGAGGAAAACAUCCAGCCAACAACUGUUCUUCCAACUCAGCUGUAUAAAUUGGGCAAGACCCCUAUAAGAUUAGACAGAGUCAUUUACUACUCACAAAAUUAUUCAGAUAAUCAUUUUUUACGGGAGGGUUUUCAACAUGGCUUUAAACUACAAUAUUCUGGUCCUAGAUCACCCAGGUUUUCAAAAAAUCUAACAAGUUUAGGCAGACAAUAUUCAGUUGCAGAGGAAAAGAUUUGUAAAGAGGUUACAUUGGGGAGAGUGGCAGGCCCCUUUAUAGAACCACCUUUUCCAACUUUGCAAGUUUCUCCAUUAGGCCUUGUUCCCAAGAAAGAUGGCGACUACCGCCUUAUUCACCAUUUAUCAUAUCCAGAAAAUGCUUCAAUAAAUUAUUUUAUCGACCCAGAACAGAGUUCUGUAACCUAUUCAACUAUAGAUGAUGCUGCUGACAUUAUUGCCAAAUUAGGUAGGGGGGCUUAUCUUGCCAAGUCUGAUAUCAAAUCAGCCUUUAGGUUGCUACCAAUUAAUAGCACGGAUUUCGAUUUAUUAGGUUUUUGCUUUAACGAUGCCUUCUAUUAUGACAAGAUGCUUCCAUUUGGGUGCAAGAGAAGUUGUGCAAUCUGGGACAGAUUUGCAUGCUUUCUGCAUUGGUUGACACAGAAUCGUUCACAAAAUUCCUCUAUUCUGCAUUAUCUGGAUGACUUCUUUUUCUGCGGCAGAGAGCAUUCCAUAAGCAAAAAUACCUUGGACACCUUUCUUUCCCUGUGCAGUGAUCUGGGGGUCCCAAUUGCAAAUGACAAAACAGUAUAUCCAACCCAAGUUCUUACUUUCUUGGGCAUCGAAUUUGAUACGGUGCAAAUGAUCAUGAAAUUACCAUGGGAAAAAAUUCAUGAAAUUAAACACAAAAUUCUUGACAUUAUGACUUUUAGAAAGGUAACACUUCAGCAACUUCAGUCCAUAUUGGGGCUUUUGAAUUUUGCAUGUAGAGUCAUAGCUCCAGGUAGGGCUUUCUGUCGACGACUAACCGAUGCAACAAUCGGCCUUGGCAAACCACAUCACCAUACCCGGGUAACAUUAGAAAUGAAAGCUGACCUCCAAGUCUGGCUCACCUUCCUUCAAUCUUUUAAUGGUAUAUCAGUCAUUACAAAGAGCAUAUGGGUCAAUAACGACACUCUCGAACUUUACACUGACAGUGCAGGGGGAGACUCGGGGGGUUUUGGUAUAUUUUUUGCAGGCAAGUGGGCAUAUGCUCAGUGGCCCAGUAGUUGGUUGGCACAAGGCCUAACCCGAGACAUGACUUUUUUAGAGCUCUUCCCAGUCCAAGUAGCUAUUGAAGUAUGGAAGCAUCAAUUUGCCAACUACAGAAUCUUGUUUUACAUUGACAAUAUGGCAGUGGUACAUGUUAUCAACAAAACAACAUCAAGGUCACCUAGGGUCAUGAAAAUUGUAAGAAAACUGGUUCUAACAUGUCUCAAGCAUAACAUCUUAAUUAAAGCAAGACACAUACCAUCUAAGCUAAAUUCUAUCGCGGAUUGUCUCUCUCGUUCACAGUGGGGCAAAUUCCGACGACUAGCACCAACAGCAGAUCCAUGGCCAGCACCACUUCCCAAGAACAUUUGGGAAAUUUAAAAAGUGAGGCAAACAGGCUUAUCCAGGGUUCCCUCUCAGUCAACACAUACAAAGCUUAUCAAGGGGCUUUUACCAGUUUCAAAAAAUUCUUGAGUAACUGUGGGAUUGCAAUGGUUUUUCCUAUUCCCAUUGACCACUUGCUUAAUUUUAUUGCUCAUUUGUCCAUUUCAGGUACAGCUUAUAGAACAGCUGCAUUAUACAUUAGUGCCCUAUCAUAUUUUCACAAAUUAAGAGGCAUACAGGAUAAUACUCAAUCAUUCAUCGUCAAAAAAGCCUUGCAGGGUCUGCACAAAAAGCGAGGUAACCCUGUAGAUCCACGAAUCCCAUUAACCAUAUCUAUUUUGCAACGUGUAGUAUCAGCAUUGCCAUCAGUCUGUAGAUCACCAUAUGAGGCAGCAUUAUUUUCCACAAUUUUUUCAAUUGCAUAUCACGGCUUGCUUAGGGUUAGUGAAGUCUUGUCUAUCCAUAGGGCACACAUUUCCCUUACUAAGAACAAUGUCAGCAUUCUAAUUCCAAGGUCUAAAACUGACCAAAUUGGAAAUACAACUACGUUGCAGAUUUCCAAACAUGCCAAUUCUGAUACUUGUCCAGUGCAAUGGGUACUCAAGUUUUUACGGUUGGGCCCUAACAGUGACUCCACCUUAUUUUUCAUCCAUAUGGAUUACAAACAUGUAACAAGAUACCAGUUUAAUUGCAUGCUACAGAAAACACUUAAAUUUAAUGACAUUCAGGGACAUUUUAGGCCACAUAGCUUCAGAAUUGGGAGAGCCACAGAUAUGGCAAAACAAGGGGUUUCAGAUUCAGAAAUUAAAUCUUUGGGAAGGUGGGAGUCAAAUGCUUUUCAAAACUACAUAAGAUUAUAAUGUAAUGGUUUGUUGAAUGGAAUACAGGCUAAUUUGCCAAAAGUAUUCCAGGUUUCAAGACAGUUUGGAUAGUAGGAUCGUCUAUACCUUUUUGGGCUGGUGAAGAGGCACGGAGGAGACCGGGCGGAAAGAACCUCAAUCUAGGGGUUGACAUCUUUUGGAAGGGGAUAAGAGGGCUAAAAUGGCAAGACCUCGACAAACUGAUAACAGAAGAACUCAAACAUCAACCACAACCAGAUGUAUUGGUUAUUCAUGCUGGGUCAAACGAUCUAACAACAGCUGGCAAUACUGCACUUAGAUUUGCACAUGAAAUUCAAUGUAGCUUGUAUCGCUACAAUGCAUUGCUACCAAAAACUUUGCUCAUUUGGUCAACAAUGCUUCCCCGUCUUUACUGGCAUGGUGCACCUCUAGGUAAGGGUGGCGCUAAGAUCGAUCUAAAAAGACGCAAGGUUAAUAAGGCUAUUAAGAAAUUUGUUACCUCUCAAGUUAACGGAGCUUGCAUUGUUCAUGACAGAAAUAUAAACGUCCAUCAAACCAGUUUAUUUAGGUAUGACGGAACUCAUCUAGCCGAAAGUGGAAAUCAAGCUUACUUAAAUAACAUACAGGGUGGUUUGGAAUUUAUUUUGGGGGGAAAGGGCAAAAUCUUCCCUACGCAAUAGUUUGCAGAAUCUUGUCACUUGUGGUUGGUUCCUAUAACCUGUCAUUCAUUUAGGAGAUAGAUACUCUCUAGAGCAAUUGGUGGGGAACAUCAUAUCGAUGUUUGUGGCGGGGUCAAGGGAGACAUCAUCCCUGUACAAGCUUAACCUGUUGUCUCUGCCCAUCUGCAUCAAAGCAUGAGGGAUGUCUCAUGGCUGUGUGUUAACAUGGAAGUUAAAUGCCAUUGAGCAAAUGUGUGGAAUAACUGGAAACUGCUUGGGGUCUGCAGCAUUUCAGUGCUCAGACCCCCUCUACCUCUAUAAAAGGAGGAGAGGCUACAGGCUGGGUGGUGUGAAAGUUCUAAACCAGGUAGCAAGCCAGAGACAGGGUGUAAAAGCUGUGCAGCUUGUGUGCCUAGCCACCAUGCGUGUUAGGCAUGGGGUUUCCUUGGCACUCGCAUCAAAGCGAGGCCACUAGUUUGCCCAUUGGUUUAUGGUAUCCUAGUUGUCUCCCUUGACUCCUACUAAUUUUUGCGGCCAGUAUCAUCCAACACUGGUGUAUUGUGUUUUUAUGAUGUCAUUGCUCAAUAAAUUCAUGUAAAGUACCAA
Messenger RNA from Ostrea edulis (European flat oyster), 5470 nucleotides. RefSeq lists its product as uncharacterized. The record is from RefSeq and is a predicted model, not a curated record. Bases 1492 to 3363 code for a protein of 623 amino acids. The transcript is spliced from 2 exons. Lineage: Eukaryota; Metazoa; Mollusca; Bivalvia; Ostreida; Ostreidae.